AGUCUCUUAUGAGACACGUGUCCAUCAUUCGUCGCGUCUCUUUCUCUCUCACGGAAUCAAUCUGCGUUGCUCUUGCUCUCCAUGACGGACCAGAAAAGGAGAGACAGGAAGAGUCAGAUCUCUAUCUUCUUCUUCUUCUUCCACCAUUCUUUCUUUCGGCGUGCGGUUCAAACUGUCACAAACGGCUAUGGGAUUGAUUCGAUUGGACUCGUCUCUCUCGUUGAGGCUUUGGUUAACGAAGGUCUCUACAGUGUCCAUGUCUGUGCUCCUCAAACGGAUAAAUCAUUCUAUGACUCCUGGAGAAACCAUUGCUGCGAGCUCCAUUAGUAUCAAAGAGGAAUCUGUGGUUGCGACUGAGUCGCUUACGAGAGAGGAUCUCAUUGCUUAUUUUGCCUCUGGUUGCAAACCAAAGCAAAAAUGGAGGAUAGGUACAGAACAUGAGAAGUUUGGUUUUGAGGUUAAUACUUUGCGCAUCAAAUAGCCGAGCUGUUUAACCUUCUUUAAUCGUGGUCUGUGGAUAAGCGAAAGAACAAUCACUUCUCUGCUGA
Molecule: messenger RNA, 548 nt
Organism: Brassica napus (rape)
Lineage: Eukaryota; Viridiplantae; Streptophyta; Magnoliopsida; Brassicales; Brassicaceae
Product: glutamate--cysteine ligase, chloroplastic
Exons: 4
Coding region: 188-481 (97 amino acids)
Biological process (GO): glutathione biosynthetic process
Molecular function (GO): glutamate-cysteine ligase activity
Source: RefSeq, a predicted model, not a curated record